CACUUAGGAGAGAAGGGAGUGUGUGCUAUUGAGCCAGCACAUUCCUCAGAAGCUGCCCGGCCCUGUAUAGAGCAGCCUGUGUGUAUAAGUAGAGCCCAAGAGACUGGAGCCGGCUCAGCACUGAUCGGCCCUUUCAGCACCACUGACAGCUCCAGUAUCCCAGCCACUAUGAGCCGCAGCCCAGAAAGAGUCUCUUCUUACCGCCGUCACUUUGAGGAGCUGGACAGCAGCUCAGUGGUGAAGCUCAGGGUUAGCAGCCCUUCCCCGCCAAGGAACAGGAGAUCAGCCAGCUACAGCCGGGUAACGCGGGAGGAACAUGCUAGCAGCAGGAGGACAGCCUCGGCCACCCGGAGGCCCCGCAGCAUGUUUAUCCCAUGCUUUGGUGCUCAAAUGGGACCUACAGUGGAUCUGGAAGCAGCCAGUGCAGCCAACCAAGAAUAUCUGAGCACCAGGAGCAGCGAGAAGCAAGAGAUGAUUGUGCUGAAUGAUAGACUGACUAAGUACAUUGAAAGGGUGCGGGAUCUAGAACAGCAGAACGCCUCUGCCCAGUGUGAGUUGGAUGCACUGCGCAGCCGGUGCUACAAACCAUCCAAUCUCAGGGCUCUAUAUGAGGAGCAGCUGAAGGAACUACGUAGGGAGGCUGAACAGGCCAAGCUUCAACGGGACUUGGCAGUGGCUGCUAAGGUACCAGUGGUGGACCAACUCAGUGCAGUAAAGAAACGCCAUGAAGAUGCUGUUGAGGCAAGGAAAAAGGCCGAAGAAGAUAUUGAAGCUUUGCGCCCUGAUGUGGAUGCUGCCACAGCAGGACGCAUAGCACUGGAAAAGCAACUGGAGACUUUGGAAGCAGAGAUUUCUUUCCUGCAGAGAGUACAUGGAGAGGAGAUUGAAGAACUGAUGAAACAAAUCUACAACAUGAGCACUUCCUGCGAUCUUGCCUUCUCCAUCCCAGAUUUUGCUGCUGCUCUCAGGGACAUCCAGAUGGAAUAUGAAGCAAUAGCAGCUAAGAACCUGCAGGAAAUGGACGAGUGGUACAAAAGCAAAUUUGUUGACUUCAGUCAAGUUUCUACAAAGCACGUGGAGAAUGUGAGACAUUACCGAGGAGACAUGGCAAACUGCAAGAGAAGCAUUAAAAGUAAAGAAAUGGAACUCAAUUCACUUAAGAACAGAAAUGCUAUUCUGGAAUCUCAAGUUAAAGAAACUCAAGAAAAGAACAAGAAAGAGAUAGAGGAGCUACAGGAAAAAAUCAGUAAAUUAGAAGAUGAUUUGAAGACAUUUAAACAUAAAAUUGCUUUGCACUUGCGAGAAUAUCAAGAUUUACUGAGUGUGAAAAUGGCUCUGGAUAUCGAGAUUACUACAUACAGAAAACUUAUUGAAGGAGAGGAUAGCAGACUUGGUACUUCGGUUAGUGGCCUACACAUACUGGGUAAUCUGUCAGAAACCCUACAAGUGAGCACCACUCAGACCUUCUCCAAGACAUCCGAGCGGAAAGAGAGCAUAACUGUCCUAAAAAGUUAAUGUGGAUGAAGAAAGCUGAAUAAUGGCACACAAAGAAGCAGGAGGAGCUAUCAGUGUAUAAGACUGUCUCCAAUAUCUUUCUCUCUCUGACUACAUUGGCUGGAAUGGUUGAGCUGCUAACUAUAAUCCCUAGCUUCACAAUAAAUAUCCAUAUAUGAUUUCUUAACUCGUUUGCUGAAUAAAACUUAUACUUUGAGCAUUAAA
This is a messenger RNA of Xenopus laevis (African clawed frog), 1719 nucleotides long. It is a transcript of the gene des.2.L, whose product is annotated as desmin, gene 2 L homeolog. The transcript is spliced from 11 exons. Lineage: Eukaryota; Metazoa; Chordata; Amphibia; Anura; Pipidae. Bases 169 to 1515 code for a protein of 448 amino acids. The record is from RefSeq and is a predicted model, not a curated record.